Messenger RNA from Trypanosoma rangeli, 936 nucleotides. RefSeq names its product putative peroxisome targeting signal 1 receptor. Gene Ontology annotation, biological process: mitotic sister chromatid cohesion. The record is from RefSeq and is a predicted model, not a curated record. Gene Ontology annotation, molecular function: protein-lysine-acetyltransferase activity. Gene Ontology annotation, cellular component: nucleus; chromatin. Lineage: Eukaryota; Euglenozoa; Kinetoplastea; Trypanosomatida; Trypanosomatidae. The transcript has a single exon. Bases 1 to 936 code for a protein of 311 amino acids.
AUGCGGGCGGCGCCGCAAACCACUGCAUCGGCGUUGGUGGGAGGCGGUUCUGGGGUAAAGCGAAAGCGAUGGCCGCUGCCGCCGCCACAGACAGACGCUGAGGAUGUGAAUGCGGCUGCAGAUUCGUGUGAGCCGGUGUGCGCCUUUCGGCUGCCUGGCGGGAAGUUGUUGCGGUGGCUUUUGUGCCCGCCUUGCCAGUUGCAGGACGGGUGUCCUCCUCGCCGUGUUGAUGGCGCAGGCGUAGCUGCUGCAGGAAGUUUGUUUGCCGCGCCGCUCACGUACGCCGUGAUACCAGGCUUCUUCCGGCACGCGUCAUCAGCACCCGGGCAGAAUGCGGGUCCGCCACGGACAGCGCGUGAGCUGGUGUGUAAGGCACCAUUGCGGCAGGCGCUGGGGAAGGCUCUCGACGGGGCCCGGCGCGCCUUGGGUGCGGUGGACGAGAUUCCGACGGACUCGCUGCUAAUUGCGGCCUUUGCGACCGGCACAAAAACAACACAGACUGCGGUACGCCGCCGCAGUACCCACCGCUCCUCCUCUGUGCGCGUCAGCAAUGCGUCGCGUCCGUGGUGCGAAGUGGUCGGACUGUGUGUGGCUGGCGAGCUGGGUAGGGCGUACCGUAUGCACUGCGAGCCGAGUGUUGGCGGGGGCGCGUCUCACCGAUCUCGCGAGCGUGCGGCGGGGCGCUGGGAACUGAGGGCGGCGGAGGUGGGCGACGCCUGGUGCGUGGGGUCCUCAUUCUGCGGGGUGCAUUUUUUUUGGGUGGCGGAGCCGCACCGCCGCCGUGGCGUCGGCAGAGCGAUGGUUGAAUUGGCCCGCCAGCGUGUUUCGUACGGCUUUGAGGUCCCCUCUGAGCAUGUUGCGUUCUCCGAGCCGACGGCGCUUGGAAAGCUGUUUGCGAGGCGCUACACGGGACGAGAGGACUUCCUCGUUUUUUGA